AUCACUUCAUUACAUGCCUAAACUGGUCAGCAUUUCCAAUGGUCUACGCAUUUCACCAAUAUUAGAAUGGAUGAGCUUCUAUGAUUGUCCAAGCCUCAAAACUCUUUCCCCAGAGGAAGUUCACAGUAAUGAUUUGAAGGUGAUAAUAGGAGAGGCAAAAUGGUGGAGAGAAUUGAACUGGAACAAAUCAAAAUGGCCUCAGCUACCCAAUCUGGAUGCUAUCUUUCAUCCAAUUGAACAGGACACUUAUUUCGUUACACGUCUAGCAGAAAUUGACGAUCAACUUCAAGCUAGGAUGCAAGAAACAGAGCUUUCUCAACAGUCAGGUCCUGGUGACUCCCUGAAGGCUCCAGCAGUCGAGGAUGGAAUAAGCUCAAAGCAGAAGCAAGUUGCUUAGCUUUACCUAUUCUGUACUAGUUAAGCUUGAGCUACAUAUUAUGGCUAAUUUCCCGACAGCGGCUGACUGUCUUAUUGGUUGUUGUUUGUUUAGUUAUUUCACGUUGUGCUUGGUUGUGGAGAAAAGGAAACUCAGAACCUUACAGAGACACUCCUUGUAUCAUCAAACCUUACUUUUCUAGUCUCUUUGAAUAAAUGGUGAUGUGAACUUGCUGUAUGCUCUUGAAUUCAAUAUUCAAAAUCACAUCCUUCAGUUUGAUGUGUACUUAUUGUUUGGUCUGA
Vitis riparia (riverbank grape) is the source of this 678-nucleotide messenger RNA. RefSeq lists its product as uncharacterized. The coding region runs from base 14 to 397 and encodes 127 amino acids. The transcript is spliced from 2 exons. The record is from RefSeq and is a predicted model, not a curated record. NCBI's taxonomy places the organism in Eukaryota, Viridiplantae, Streptophyta, Magnoliopsida, Vitales, Vitaceae.